Molecule: messenger RNA, 2906 nt
Organism: Cyprinus carpio (common carp)
Lineage: Eukaryota; Metazoa; Chordata; Actinopteri; Cypriniformes; Cyprinidae
Product: inhibitory synaptic factor 1-like
Biological process (GO): inhibitory postsynaptic potential
Cellular component (GO): postsynaptic density
Source: RefSeq, a predicted model, not a curated record
UAAUUAUGGUUAGGGCGAGCGGUUUCCUGAUGUACUUGCGUCUGUCUUCUAUUCAUUACUGAUCUAAAUGGGAUAAUCUGGUCUGCUUCUAUUGCUGCAGAGCCGUCGCAUUCACGAUUCACGAGCCUGCACUGCAACACUGAAUUGAAUUAAUUUGCUUCCCCAACUGAGGUGGCAAGUGGUUGAAAAGAUCUGAGCAGAGAGCGAGCUUGGAAGUGUACAUGAAUUAAUGUGUUUGUCGGAAGUAGGAUGGAAGUGACAGGACAAGGGUGAGUGGGACUAAAGGGUAGUGUGUGUACGGUAGCAAGUAUAAAAGAAGAGGGAAGAGUUAUGGAAGAGAGAUCAUAGAGAACGAACGCGAGUGUUUGAGGGAGAGUGAAUGAGGGAGAGAGAGAGGGAAGGGGGAGGUUUCCUAAGUGCUUGAGCAUCAGUGACUGAUAGAGGACAACACUACAAGAGAGGUGUUGAGCAUGCAUCCGUCUCUAGUGUUAUCUGAGCGUGCUCAGAUGGGGUAGGAGAUACGCUGCACGGUACGAGGGCACAGUGGGAAAAGCCUGGCAACUCUGCGGAAGCUUUUUAUAGACAUAUGGAGCAGCAAUAAGUCCAAACGGCAUCAAUUCUGGACCAAAGCCACAAAAGCCAAGAGAAGACAAGCUAUACUGAAAUUCUGGUGUGGGUUAGCUGAACAGGAUGUCUGGAACUCUCUUUGUCUCUGGGUGAUGGUUCUUCAUAGCAGUAUCUGUCAGGAUUGCCUCGGAGAGAAGCAAUUUUUGGCUACGUCCUCCCAGGUGUCACAUCGGAUGUGUUCUUUUUUCUGCCAGCUUGAUUGGCAAUGUGGCUUUUUCCUACUAUUCUCAGUGCACUUUCUGGAUACAUAUAUUCUUCACAUCAAAUUCUGAUGGCUCCUACUCUGAAGGCUUUCUCAUCAAGGGGAACGCACUGUAUGGAAUAUGUUUUUAAAAAAGUGGAGUUGCUACAGAGGAUGCAUAUGUAGAUGUGGAGAACCGGUAAAAAGAUUGGCAGAUAUCCCACAUAAGCUGGUAGACUGACUUUUCUCAAAAUAGAAGCUCAAAAGAGUGUUUUAUUUAUUUGCUAGCUGUCUUAAGAACAAAGCUUCUUUCAUGCCAAAAAUGAUACCAUUUGAUUUAAUUUUCACAUCAUACGGAAAAGAUCAAAGCUUUGCUGAGAACUGUUUGUUUCAGUGCUGAAACUUUUCCAAUUUUCUUGAUGCCCUCUUUCUUUUUGAAAGUUUUCCUUUUAAAUUUACAGAGAGAUACUAGAUGUUCCUGGACUGAUUUCAAAGUUUCCUAACAUCAGCAAAACAACCAUGCUACGAUGUUUGGACCAGAGAAUGGGUCUUUCUUUCAGAUAAGGCCAAACAACACUGUGGUGGGUUUCGACAUGAAGCCCAGUGUCCUGUCCCCUCCUGGCUGCUGCUGCUGUCGUCCCCAUGUGAAGGAUGUUUCACAGCACAGCGCUAGGACCAUUUGAACCGAGCCAGAGCCCUGACCGGAGAGCAGAGAUCCGCAGGCACAUUAAGAUGGUCAUGGAACAGCUGGAGGAAGUUCUUGCUGAGCUCAAGGACGUGGCAAAAGAGCUCCGGGAGGUUGUGGCACAAAUUGACAGGUUAACAUCAGAUAUCGACCUCGACUCAGACGAUGACCUGACACUAGUGUGUUGCAGCGAGGACCUUGGUGACCUCUUGCACAAUGAGACAUUAUCUGACAACCACUUACUACACAACCCUCUGCUAGACACGGUCCGUAACCCAACCACAGCCAAGAAACAAGAAUUGGAGCUCUACCGCAGGAGCUGUGGAGACCUCAAUGCACCAAAAAACCCACAAAAAGCCCCAAACAGCCCUAAAGCCUCGUGGCUCUUUGGAUCUGGAGGACGGCUCCAUUACUACGACAAGACGCUAUAUCACGCGUUGUGCUGCGACGAUGAUUAUUACGACGAAGAUAGAGGUGGAAUGAGAUCAUCGAGGCUGUCGUCCAGCGAUUCUGUGUUUUCAUCUUCACCUCCGAGGUUUCUGACGCCCAGAUGUAACCGUAAAACAUACGCCAGCCCGGACUCGAAGAAAAUAGCUCUCCGUAGCUGCAGUACGCAAACUGUUUCCGAUAAAAGCACACAAACGCCCUUCCCAUACAUUCCAGCCAAGCAAAGAGCUUCAAGUGACUACAAGAACUAAAACUUUCCGCAAGCGUCCCAAAAACUUGGAUAGUUAACCCAAAAUGAAACAUCUGUCAUUAAUAUUUCACCCUCCUGCUGCUCUGAAACCAUACGACUUUCCUUCUUCUGUGGUGAUGCAGAAGGUGCAUUUUUUUCUCUCUCGAUAUAAUAGAAGUGAAAAAGAACAGGGUAUGAGAAGCUGCAAAGCAAGAAAAAACAACAACAACAGCAACAACAACAUAAAGAUACUCCAUAUAACUCAUUAACUAUAUUUAACAUAUUCUGAAUGUAUACCACUGGUUAAAAGUUAGGAAUAAUUAAGACUGUUUAAUGUUUUUCAGUGAAGUCUCUUCUGCACCAAUGAUGCAUUUGAUGUAAAAUACAGUAAGUUGUUAGAAAAAAAAGUUUAAUAUUAUUAAAAAGUUAAGAGAAAUGUUUUCUGUUUGAAUAUAUUUUAAAAAGUAAUUUAUUUCUGUGAUGUUAAGCUGAAUUUUCAGCAUCAUUACUUCUAACGUGCUGAUUUGCUUCUCAGUUAUUAGGUCUCACUGGUGCUCGAGUAUUAAUAAUGGUUCAUUGUACAGUUGCACUGCUUAUUGUUUUCGUGAGAAUGGAUUUUUCAGGAUUCUUUGAUGAAUUAAAAAGUUCACCAGAACAGCAUUUACAUUUAUUUGAAAUAGAAAUCUGUCAUAACAAUAUAAAUGUCUAUACUGUUACUUAUAAUGAAUUUAAUGCAU